AUGACAACCCUGAAUGUUGCAGUUAUCGGAGCUGGCCCGGCCGGUCUCACGUUGGCGAAGCUGCUGCAACGUGCAUUUAUUAAAUGUAACGUCUUCGAAAGAGAUGUCGACCGGCACGCGAAGAAUCGCGGGGGCUGCUUAGACCUCCACACGGACUCCGGGCAACUGGCCUUAAAAGAGGCCGGCUUACUCGAAGAGUUCAAGAAGCUGGUCAGACCGGAGGGCGAGACUCUACGGAUAUUCUCAUCCAACGGUACGAUACUCAUGGACGAGAGUAGAGGCGAACCCGGUCGUCCCGGAGAGUUCGCUGACCGCCCCGAGAUCGACCGUACGCAGUUGCGUGACCUGAUGUUGGAUUCGCUCGCCCCCGGGACUGUGCAUUUUAACUCCAAACUUGUCAAAAUCCACACUCAAGAGAAUUCCAAGUUGACUUUGGUUUUUGACAAUCAUGAAAAACCCGACUUCGACCUCGUCGUCGGUGCUGACGGGGCAUGGUCUAAGGUCCGACCGAGCAUCAGCGAUACCGAGCCUUUCUACUCGGGCAUCGCAGGUCUAGACUGUCGUAUCUCAGAUGUGGACGCUAAGCAUCCGAAUCUAUCCGCCCACGUGGGACAAGGAAUGUGUCUUAAUUUGGGGUCGAACAAGGGGCUUAUGUGCCAACGUAAUGGCGACGGCACGGUUCAGCUCUACGCCUUCGCCCGUGUACCAGUCGACUGGUUCUCGGCGUCCGGGAUCGACCCCACCCAUCCAGAUGCUCGGAGACAGGUUGUUGAUGCGCUUUAUCCAGAAUAUUCUGACCUGCAGAAGGCACUAGUACUAGACAGCGAUCCGGACACUGUAGGACGACAAUUGUAUAUGCUUCCCGUUGGGUUCCAGUGGUCACACAAUCCAAGGAUUACACUUAUUGGAGACGCGGCACAUCUAAUGAACCCGUUCGCGGGAGUCGGCGUCAACGUAGCCAUGAAAGACUCAUUGGAACUUGCACAUGCCAUAAUGGGCGAGGGCACCGGAAAAGAUUCAUCAUUAUUGAGCGAACGUCUUGUAAAGUUCGAAGUUGACAUGUGGGCGCGCGCAAAGAAAAAUGCAGAAGCUACGGUGAUGUACCAGGACCUAUUCUUCCACGAACGCGGCGGCAUCGCCAUGGUGGAGUACUUUGCAAAGAGACGAGAAGAAGAACAAAGGUCACAAUCGAACGGAGCGAAGAAUAGUUAA
Molecule: messenger RNA, 1212 nt
Organism: Daldinia decipiens
Lineage: Eukaryota; Fungi; Ascomycota; Sordariomycetes; Xylariales; Hypoxylaceae
Product: FAD/NAD(P)-binding domain-containing protein
Exons: 3
Coding region: 1-1212 (403 amino acids)
Molecular function (GO): FAD binding
Source: RefSeq, a predicted model, not a curated record